AGCAGCCGUGCUCAGACCCUUUACUGCCUUUCAUCAUGCUUUAAAAGUGUCUCUCUGUUAUCAUUUAAUCAAACCGAGAAAUGUGUUAGCGUGUCCUUCACGGUCGUUUGGCAAGUGAAAGAGGCUUUGCUGUUUCGUCUUCCUGCAGCACUUCAGUUAACGUGCAACCGAGUGUUCUGCAACAUCUCGUGCUCUUGGAGGCUGUACUGGCUUUUAAGAAAUUGCAUUAUUUAUUUUUGGAACACAACAUUGACUAAGGCGAGGGAAGAUGCACGUAAUAAAUGCGGCGAUACUGAUGACAGCGAUGGUAACCGUGACGUUUAGCCCAGGAGAGGCGCUGACCUGCUACGUUUCGAGCUGUGAUUCUCAAGGACGAUGUCGAGAUCGAGUGGCACGUUGCGAGGGAUCCUGCGCCGUCAAGUUCGAGGUCGACGAUGAUGACGCCCCCUUUAGGUGGUGCUCCGCCGGCGUUCCCUCCUCGGGCGUCCUCCACGAGAUCGACGGCGACGGCGACGACCACUACGUCACGCGCUUCUGCAACGCCGACCUCUGCAACGCGACGUCUGCCACCGCCAUUGUUGCCAACGUGUUUCCGAUCCUCUUCCUGACGCUCCUCCUGCAGUAAAGGCGCUGCCGGCUGCGAGCCCCGGGCAUCACGGCAACUGCAGGCUUCUGAAGCACUAGCCGGGGGGGUCUUGGAUCUGCAGUUGGUUCGUGUGCUGCAGUGUACGUGUAGUGUACUAUAAUACGUGUGUGUGUGUGUGUGUGUGCGCGUGUGUGUGUGUGUGUGUGUGUGUGUGUGUGUGUGUGUGUGUGUGUGUGUGUGUGUGUGUGUGUGUGUGUGUGUGUGUAUGUGUGUGUUACAUGCACCAUAAGUAGAUCCCAUUAAAUUAAUUCCCUAAAGGAUUUUUGCUAGGUUGCCAGAAUAACAGAGGAUUAUAUCAGUUGCCUCAGAGAUUUACACGAAAUAAUUUUCUUGUAGGUAUGUAUGCCGCAAUACAGCUUGUAAUAAUAAUAACAAUAAAUUUAUUAAUAAUCAAACAACAAUAUGCUACUUUUUGUAUCUUCUUAAAUUAGUGAUCGAUGUAGACUCUACAGUUGAAUAUAACAUAUUUGCACGAAAUACAUAAGAUCUACAAGAAGUAAAAAAAAAAAAAAAAAAAAAAAAAA
Messenger RNA from Penaeus monodon (black tiger shrimp), 1170 nucleotides. RefSeq lists its product as uncharacterized. Bases 269 to 625 code for a protein of 118 amino acids. The record is from RefSeq and is a predicted model, not a curated record. NCBI's taxonomy places the organism in Eukaryota, Metazoa, Arthropoda, Malacostraca, Decapoda, Penaeidae. The transcript is spliced from 4 exons.